Molecule: messenger RNA, 2438 nt
Organism: Camelina sativa (false flax)
Lineage: Eukaryota; Viridiplantae; Streptophyta; Magnoliopsida; Brassicales; Brassicaceae
Source: RefSeq, a predicted model, not a curated record
UUCUCUCUCUUCUCUCUUCUCUCUUCUGCAACAGACAAAUCACAAAUCCUUCUCUCUCUCUCUCUCAAUUAGAAAAAGAAGGGUUCUUCUCUUCCGACCGGCCUCUCUGUUCAUUCAUUCAAGUUCUCUGAGAAUCUCCGUACAACUUGUUUCUUUGUGAAUUGCAAAAACAGUCAACAAUGGUGGAGCGUGGGAAGAGGAAUCAUAACCGUUUUAGAGACAGUAACAAUGAGAACAACAGGAAUCAAAAGAGACGUCUUUCUUAUGAAUCCGAAGAGAAGAUGGAUAACAAAGACGAUCUCAUUGUUGUUUACAGAAUCUUGUGUCCAAGUGGAGUCAUUGGUAGUGUUAUAGGCAAAAGUGGCAAAGUUAUCAACUUGAUUAGGCAAGAAACUAGAGCUAGGAUCAAAGUUGUUGAUCCUUUUCCAGGUUGUAGCGAAAGAGUCAUUACCAUUUUUUGCUCUGUUACUGAGAAGAAAGACAUUGUCGACAUUGAGAAUAGCGAAUUGAAUUAUACUGUUCCUUUGUGUUCUGCUCAAGAUGCUCUUCUUAAAGUCCAUGAUGCUAUUGUGGCUUCUUUAGCCACUGCUGCUGAGAACACUAAGAUAAAUAGAGAUGAUAUUAGAGAAUGUCGCGUUUUGGUUCCCUCUAGUCAAUGUUCUAAUGUGAUUGGUAAAGCUGGUUCGAUUAUUAAGAAGAUUAGAAGUAGAACUAGAGCAAACGUUAAGAUUGUCUCUAAAGAUGUUUCUGAUCCUUCACACACUUGUGCAAUGAAUUUUGACAACAUUGUUUUGAUUUCUGGUGAGUCUGAAUCAGUGAAGAAGGCACUUUUUGCUGUAUCUGCAAUAAUGUACAAAGUCAGUCCUCGAGAACAGAAUCCUCUUGAUACAACUGUCCAAGAAGUUCCCGCUAGUAUUAUAAUCCCGUCAGAGCUAUCUGUCUAUCCACAAGCCGGUUUAUACCCAAAUCAGGAUCCUAUUUUCCAACAUGGGGCCAACGAUCCUAUUUUCCAACAUGGGGCCAACGUUUCAUCAUUUAUGGGUUAUGGAGACAAUGCUACAAAUCCAAUGCCAGUUUUUUCUGCUUCUGCUCUUCCUGUAGUUCAUGGUGGUUUUGGAGGGUCUUCAAGAUCUGAGAAUUUGGUUAUAAAAGUUAUGUGCUCGUCUUCCAAGAUCGGCCGUGUUAUCGGGAAAGGAGGAUCAGCCAUUAAGGGGAUAAGACAAGCAAGCGGGUCUCAUAUCGAGGUAAAUGACUCGAGGUCAAAUCAUGAUGAAGACUGUGUUAUCACUGUCACUGCUACAGAGUCUCCUGAUGAUUUGAAGUCUAUGGCGGUUGAAGCUGUUCUUCUACUUCAAGAGAAAAUUAACGAUGAAGAAGAGGAAAAAGUUAAAAUGCAACUCCUUGUAGCUUCUAAAGUAAUAGGAUGCAUUAUAGGGAAGAGUGGCUCAAUCAUAAGCGAAAUCAGGAAAAGGACAAAGGCUGAUAUUCACAUUUCAAAAGGGAGUAAUAAGCCUAAGUGUGCUGAUCCCAAUGAUGAGCUCGUUGAGAUAUCAGGUGAAGUAAGCUGUGUGAGAGAUGCUCUUAUUCAGUUAGUUCUGAGGCUGCGAGAUGAUGUUUUAAGAGAUAGAGAGAUUGGUUCCAGGAAUCAACCGCCUGCAAGAUCUGAGAAUAAUAAUUUCUUCUCUUCGGGUAGUAGCAAUACUGGUGUCGCAGUUCCUCCCUCUUUCAUGUCUUCUGUUCCGGCUACUGUAGAUUUUGAUAGGAGACCAGAAACCAGGAGCAGCAUGAGUAUGCUUCCUUCUAGCGGUGGACUCUAUGGUUAUGGAAGUUUUCCGAUGGGCAAUAACAGUUACGGAUCCAACUCUUACUCAUCCAAUCUAUAUGGAGGAUUGCCUCAAUCUACUACUGUGGAGGUUCGAAUUCCUGCAAGUGCGGUGGGUAAAGUUAUGGGAAGAGGAGGAGGCAACUUGGAUAACAUAAGAAGGAUAUCAGGAGCUUUGAUAGAAAUUUCUGAUUCCAAUAAUUCCCAUGGCGGUCGCAUUGCUCUCAUUUCCGGAACACCUGAACAGAAGCGUACCGCAGAGAACUUGUUCCAAGCUUUUAUCAUGUCCACUUGAAUAGUUUGCUCUGCCCCCAAAAUCCUUUUCCAUGGAAGUUUGUUCCAUCUCUCUAGCUCUCAGUGGAUUUCUUUGGUCGGGUUCUCAGGCUCUUCUCCCUCUUCCAUCAAGUUCAUGUUUAUACAUGGUUACAUCUCUCUCCAACUUUUCAGUAUCUUUGUCUUCAUUAGGUAACUUUUGGUUUCUCGUGCUAGACAUCUUACAGUCUGUCAGGAUCAUUCUUUCUUCCUUUCCUUGCGAGCUGUUCGUAUGAUAAAUGCUUAUCUCUCUGUGCAAUAAAACAAAAGCGUUCUUAUAUCAAAUCAAACUUUGCUUAUUUUC